Messenger RNA from Cyanistes caeruleus (blue tit), 4645 nucleotides. The record is from RefSeq and is a predicted model, not a curated record. Lineage: Eukaryota; Metazoa; Chordata; Aves; Passeriformes; Paridae.
UGUUUAUCAAAGUGCAGUUGCUCUCUUCAUUCUAGUGCCUUCACCAACGGAGCUUGUAGUGACAUCUGAAAAUUUCAAAUCAGUUUUGCAUUGGCAGUACCCACCUAUGUCUGAAACUCCUCGUUUUAUUGUGGAAAUCAAGCCUUACAAUUUAGGUUACUAUAAGAAAAUCUCAACCUGUAUGAACACUACAGAUCAUUUUUGUGAUUUCUCAAAGGAAAUAUAUGACCCUUAUUCAUCUCACUGGCUUCGAGUUAAGGCUGUUGUUUUCUCGCAGCAGUCUGAAUAUGUUGAGUCAAAGGAGUUUAUUUUACAAAGGCAUGUGCCUUCACCAACGGAGCUUGUAGUGACAUCUGAAAAUUUCAAAUCAGUUUUGCAUUGGCAGUACCCACCUAUGUCUGAAACUCCUCGUUUUAUUGUGGAAAUCAAGCCUUACAAUUUAGGUUACUAUAAGAAAAUCUCAACCUGUAUGAACACUACAGAUCAUUUUUGUGAUUUCUCAAAGGAAAUAUAUGACCCUUAUUUAUCUCACUGGCUUCGAGUUAAGGCUGUUGUUUUCUCGCAGCAGUCUGAAUAUGUUGAGUCAAAGGAGUUUAUUUUACAAAGGCAUGGAAAAAUAGGACCGCCAAAACUGAGUCUGUCAAGACACGGUGAUAAAAUCACGGUUGAUAUUUACCAUUCUGUAUUCCCUCUUUCUUGUAUUGAAGACAUUUAUUCAAAGCUUGAGUACUCGGCGAUUGUUCGGGAUAGUAAAAAUAAGACUGAGGAGCUCUAUGCAGACAACUGUACAGUGAAUAAGUGCAGCCUCAAAAUCCCAAUUUCUACUGAAAAUUCUACUUACUGUGUUUCAGCAACAGGAAGUUUUGAUAAUCUGAUGUUUGGCACUCCAUCAGAGGAAAGUUGCAUUUCUGUUCCUCUCAAGCAGAUGUCAAGUACACAUGGUAUCAUCAUUGUGUGUGUUGUUAUUGGGAUCUUGACUGUAAUAUUUUCGGUGUAUUAUGGCUGCAAAAAACUAAGGAAAGACAACAUACAGCUGCCAAAGUCGUUGGUCAUUGUGAUGAGAAACCUGAACACAGGCACCUUACUGGGACCAAGGUCAGACGGGAAGUAUAUAUCCGUAAUUAGCUUCCCAUCGAGCCACUCGGAGUUGCCAGUGAAUGGUGAAGUAACCUUGCUGGUCACAGAGCCAGAAGAACAAACUGUUAGUCCUGCAAAUUCCUGUGAUGGAGAAUCUUCUGUCCCUUCCCCAGAGCCACCAGCCAAAGCAGAAGAGGUGCCUGUUCAGGAAAGCACAGAGGAGGUCUCUUCUGAUGCUGAAGAACAGAACUGUGUGGUAAAAGAGAAUUACUUCAUUUCUGACAGUAGCCAAAUGGAUAUCUGCAAUGAGUCUUCAGGGUCACAGAUCUCUACCACAGAAAGACAGCAAACGGUGAUUCCAAGCAGCUGCUUCAAGUUUUCCGGCUAUGACAAGCCUCAUGUUCCAUUAGAUAUGUUGAUGAUAGAUGUUGGUGAAGAGCAGCCUGUGAAUGCUUACAGGCCAACUGAGUAGGCAGGAUAACUGAAGUGCCUAACCACAACUCAGAAGAGCAUUACUGAAGGUUUUGGAAAGUGUGGGUUAAAUUGUGAUUAUCUACGAGUUGUACUUGUUCUGGUCAGUAAACAAAUGAAAAUAGUAUCUGAAAAUGGCAUAAAAAUGUGGGGAAAUUUAAUAGUAACCACUUUUUGAAAUGCUUUUGUAUAUGAUAUAACUCAUUUCCUAUUUGAAAUAGUGCUGUGUUUUUUAACAAUACUCUAUAGAAAAUAUACCAUGGACUAUAAAACAUGAGCUGUACCAUUAUGCACUUCUGCUUCAAAUCUUGCUCAAAAUCAGUUCAACAAGCAUAAUGCUUAAAAACUCCUGCACUUGAUUAUGAUGGAUGUGUGCAAGAAAUGUUUGAGAAUUUUUACCAUUAUUGGAGGUAUCUUCUCGCUUAUGUUUUUUUCUUUUGAAGAGUAUUUUUAUAUUAAAUGCUCCUAUUUCUUUUAAAUAAGACUGUGCCCUAUAAACUCUUCCUGUAUAUCUUAGGAAUUUGAUUGUGUGUCAGAGAAGUAAGAAGUAAUGGCCAUAAACUAAGAACACAAGAAGUUCACCUCAGCAUGAGGAAUAACUUCUUUGCAUUGAGGGUGGGUGGCAGAGCACUGGCACAGGCUGCCCAGGGGGAUCACGGAGUCUCCCUCUCUGAGGACAUUCAAAACCCACCUGAACUCAUUCCUGUGUCACCUGCUCUAGGUGACCCUGCCUUACCAGGGUGUUGGACUGGGUGGUUUCCAGAGGUUACUUCCAACCCUAACAAUUCUGUGAAAGUACCAGUUAUUUGUAGUCUUUGCUGCUAACUUCAAUAUAGCAGCUCCCAUUUGGAUCACCUUGUGGCCUGAGUACCCAUGUCCCAUUCUAUUAGUAAGCUGACUGAUCAUCACUGGGGGAAAGAAGUCUAAUGGGUAGUUGCACAAAUUCCUUAGAAAAUGCCCUCAAAAUUCAAAAGCCUGGUUUCUUAUAUUAUUCUAUUCCAUUGUUCUAUUCUUCUAUUUAUUCUAUUUUUAUCCUAAUUAUUAGAACAAUAUGUUCUUUAAAUAGAAAUCAAUUGAACUUUUCUAACAGGAUGAAAAUCACUGCUAUUUCCACCCCUUAUAAUAACAUAACACUGGAACUACACAAAAUUACCCUCUAAAAAAAAAAUCACAAAAUCAUCCUCAUAAAAAACAUCUCAAGACCAUAGGAAAAUAGUGUGAUUAAGCCAUGCUUUAUAAGUUUUAUUGUCAGCUGACAGCCUCUUCCAAAUUUUAUAUCACCGAGUCUGUAGUUUUGAAAACUGAGGAAUAAGAAUUCUAUAUUUUUAUAUAUUUUUUUUUAAUAUUGAAAUGCAUGUGAUAUAUUUAUUUCCCUUUAAUUAAGAUUUGGUAGGUAUUUUCUAUUUGUAGGAAAUGUUUAGAGCAAUUAUUAAUGAAGUUCAGGAAAAAAAAACGCUUUACGGGUACAAGUUGGUCCAUUUACACAAAAUCGUGGGUUUGUUAUAAAAGACAUUAUUAUAGGAUUGUCAGAAUUGUUACCAUAUUACAGUGGUGGUUUUAAGGGAAAACCAGUGUCAUAGGACUUCUGUCCUUACAUUCCUUAGUGAUGUGAGCAUUCUUAAGGUGAAGUUAGUUUAUACAGCAGUUUCGGGAGUGCUUCCAUUGUUGUAUAUAUCAGAUACUGACCACAGUGGUAUAAAAGAUUUAAAAACAAUAGCUAUUUUUCCCAUCUCUACUCACAGGAAGGUAACAGAUUGCUUAGCAGGGUUUUGAUAAUUUUAGGAAAAGCCAAAUUAGUUAUGAUAUGUAGUUAUGAUGUCAUGGAAAGACCAAAUAGUAAUUGUUAGCUGGCUGUGAUUAGUUUCUGCAUUCUAUUCAAACACAGUGCGACUCCAUAGCAACUUCCUCAAUGUCGUGUUCUGGGCUGAGUUCCUAGAGGCAGUGCUUACUGUCUUACUGCUUAGGAUGCACUACUGUGUAGGUCUCCCCGAGGCAGAGGUGCAGAAAAUAACACUCUUGGUGUGGCAAGAAAGCUUUUGGAAAAUCAGCAUUAACUGCACUUGAAACUUCAACUAAACUGACCGGGUAGUGAUGUGGUUCAUCACUGAGGCUCUCAGGGGACUGUCUACUAAGUAGAUGAGCUGCUGUGUCUUGUGCAGAGAUUGCAGUUGAUGUAAUUUCUUUCUGAGUUUGGAGGUUUGUUGAUGAAUAUGAAUUGCAAUAAAAUACCUCAGGAAUUUAUAAAUGUCAGGGAAGUGUUUACAUUAAACUUGGCUCUGAAGGGAUAAAGAGAGCAUUAGAAACUGUGGAGUUAGUCUUGUUUUUUGGGAAGAAGUUUCUGACCAGACAAUUUGCUCUGUAUUUUCUUUGCAACUGCUCAGAGCAUUUAACCUUGCACUUGGUAGCUUGUUUUCCUUCUCUCAGUUUUGUCAAAAAAAGAAAUAAAAUGUUGAUGUUGUCCAAGAACAUCCGUAAUUAGCUUUGGCAAUUGUUGGAUUUGAUGUGUGUGCCUCAAAACCAAGAUUCUGUCAGAAACGUGUAAUUUUUAUUUUUUUUUAAUUAGAUUUACAUUCUUAGCAGUGCAUCAGGAAACUCUGGUGCUAUUAAACUGAGACAGAGUGUGUUAGAUUUGUGUGAGCUAAGUGUUUCAUUGUUCUGGAAGAUUUCCCUUUGCUGACACACUGGCAGAGGAAUGCCACUAGACACAUUUUAAAAUGAAGUGACUGUCUCGGGUUCUUUUCUCUUACCCCUGCAAUACAAGUACAUUGUACAUUCUUCUAAAUCUUUCAAAUCACGUGGAGUCUAAUGUGAGUAAAAGGACCCAGCCAGGAGCUAAGAUAUCAUUAAGAAGAGUGAUGUUAAGAUCAGUAAGAAAUGACACAAAAAUAUAUGGGAAAAAUUUGGCAUGGCAAAUAGUCACAUGUAUCGGAAAGGUGGUGUUAUUUGGGAAGCUGAAAGUCAAGAACAGCUGUAUGAGUGCUUUGUACUAUAUCACAUUUAUAUGCAACAGACCUGCUCUUGAAAUAAAGCAAGGUUAAAUGUACUUUUUAAUGAAAAUUUCUGAAUUGUAAAUAAAAAAGCCACUGAACUAGCACCA